Molecule: messenger RNA, 1020 nt
Organism: Ciona intestinalis (vase tunicate)
Lineage: Eukaryota; Metazoa; Chordata; Ascidiacea; Phlebobranchia; Cionidae
Source: RefSeq, a predicted model, not a curated record
AGCGGCCGGCAUUAUCGUUACGAUUACUGCUGCGAAUUAGUGGGUGUUUUUUUCAGCGAGGAAAAGUCAAAUCGAUUAGACCAAAAAUGUACCAUCAACUGUGUAGCUUUAUUUGUGCAUUCACGUCCACGGCGCUCAUAGCCACCACGUUAACUUGGAACAUGUGGGCGGUUAAUGGGCCCACUAGUUCGUCAGUUCUCGGUGCAGCUUUUGCUUGGCGUGGGAUAUGGGCUGACUGUAUGCAAGCCUAUGGGGGUCAAUAUCAUUGCGAAGAAAUGGGUUCUAUGUUUGAGACAGCUGGUUACAUUCUCGCAAUACGGGCAAUGAUGUGCAUCGCGCUCUCACUAUCGGUGAUUGGCUGCUUUGUUACUUUAAUCGGUAUGGAAUGUUCGAAAUUAUUGGACGGCAAUCUUUCUGCGAAGCGGAAUCUUAUGCGCAUUUCUGGAGUUUUAUUUCUUGUUGCUGGAGUUCUAACUCUUGCAUCGGUGUCAUGGUACACUGGAGUUGUGGUUGAGGAUUUCUUUUCCGUUUUCACGCAAGAUAAUAUGAUCAUAUACGAAAUGGGUGCGGCGCUGUAUCUUGGAUUCGUCAGCAGUGCACUAGCUCUUCUAACAGCAAUACUCUGCUUCUGCAUGCCUGGACCUAAACCGGAAGAUGAGGAUUCGCCCCCUUACAAAUAUACGCCAACAGGUUACACUGUGCGGGAGCCUUACGAAACCAAAGUACAAAUCCCAAAAUCCAAGGACAAAUAUUCCGAAUAUGUUUGAUCAAAAUGGCCGAAAAGGAAAUAAACAAAUAUCAACUAAACUCAGUCUAUAUGGAAAGAAACUAAAGCUAUGUACGUUUGGUUUCCUAAACUUUAUAUUAUUCGGUUAUAACACUUUGUGUGCGUCAUUUUGCCUUUGUAUAUUUCAUUGCAAGAAAUGUUUUCGCUAUUUUCGAUACGUUUAAUUUUGGAAGCGAUAUAUACAGUUUCUAUUUCUAAGUUUAUUCAAUAAAAUGCAUGCAGCGACUGCGUGA